Messenger RNA from Hyaloscypha bicolor E, 1608 nucleotides. RefSeq names its product MFS multidrug transporter-like protein. Gene Ontology annotation, biological process: spermine transport; transmembrane transport; spermidine transport. Gene Ontology annotation, molecular function: spermine transmembrane transporter activity; spermidine transmembrane transporter activity. Lineage: Eukaryota; Fungi; Ascomycota; Leotiomycetes; Helotiales; Hyaloscyphaceae. Bases 1 to 1608 code for a protein of 535 amino acids. The record is from RefSeq and is a predicted model, not a curated record. The transcript has 4 exons.
AUGCAGGCUUCGACCUCUACGCUUUUCGUGGAACAGGACGUUCUAGAAAUAGAGAAACCAACUGCCGGCGAUAUCUAUGGUGAGGAUGAUUCCGAUGGGGCUGUGGAGGGUGGUGGUGGAAAUAUCGAAAAGAAGAAUCAAGAUUUAGAGAAGGGUCCCUCAAAGCAUGCGUCUCCAGCAGUUCUCGAUUGGGACGGACCAGAUGAUCCUGAAAAUCCUCAUAACUGGCCAAUAGGGAAAAAGGUUAUGCACAUUAUAGCACCCGCAGUAAUAUCUCUUACAGCUUCUUUCGGUUCCUCCGUCAUCUCACCAGCAUUCCCAGCCCUCGAAAAGCAAUGGGGCAUCAGCUCAACAGUUUCCAUCUUGCCUCUCACAACGUAUGUGCUUGCACUCGGACUCGGGCCUGUCAUUGCAGCACCAAUCUCCGAAACCUAUGGACGACACAUUGUGUAUCUCGCCUCAACCCCACUAGGAGCACUCUUCACGAUGGGCGCAGGCUUCUCCCAGAAUAUCUGGACUCUUUGCAUCCUUCGUUUCUUCGCUGGUCUUACUUUCUCCCCAGCGCUUUCCAUUGGGGCUGGUUCAAACGCAGACGUCGUCACGACCCAGAAUAGAGCAACCGCCUCAGCAUUCUACAUCUUGAGCCCUUUUCUCGGUCCGGCAUUAGGGCCGGUAAUCGGUUCUUUCGUAACCGUUCGCAAAUCCUGGCGCUGGACCCAAUGGACCCUUAUCUUCUUCGCCAUCUUCUCCUUCCUCCUCACGCUCUUCACCCACGAAACCUACAAGAAAGCCCUCCUCCUCCGGCGUCUCAAAUCCCGCGGUCUCCCUCCACCACCCAGCCCCUUCCCCUCCACGCUCGCCAAACUAAAAUUCUUCCUCACCGUCACGCUCCUCAGGCCUUUACAUAUGCUCGUCACGGAACCAAUCGUUGGGUUCUUUAGUUUGUAUGUAGCCUUCAACUUUGCGGUGCUGUUUUGCUUCUUUACGGCGUUUCCGUGUGUGUUUGAGAGUAUGUAUGGGUUCAGUACGGAGCAGACGGGCUUGGUAUUCUUGGCUAUUGGGGUCGGUUGUGUACUUGCUGUGCCGACUACUAUUCUUUGCGACAUCUACCUGUACCAACCGAGAUUCCGAGCUUCGAAGGCGGCUGGGAAGGGAGGAGUUGUAGCGCCGGAAUAUCGACUUUAUCCAGCGAUGAUGGGAAGUGUUGGGCUUCCGCUUGGUCUUUUCUGGUUUGCCUGGACUGCGAAAAGAGACGUACCGUGGGCCAGCCCAGUCGUAGCAGCGAUCCCCUUUGCAUGGGGAAAUCUCUCCAUCUUCCUCUCUGCCGCAAACUACCUAAUUGAUACCUACCAAGCGCUGAACGGCGCCUCUGCACUCGCGGCAAACGGCUUUCUGCGGUACACGUUGGGAGCCGUGUUUCCCCUUUUUACGCUGCAGAUGUACAGGGGAUUGGGUAUUGGGUGGGCGACGAGCUUGUUGGGUUUUGUUACUGUGGCUUUGAUGCCGGUUCCGUGGGUGUUGUUUAAGUAUGGGAAGGAAAUUAGGGGAGGAGUAGUUAUGAGACUUCGAAAAUUUAGGUGUUUUGCACUAGAAAGGGAGAAAAUUUGA